UCCGGCGCGUCCGCCAAGGCAGAGGCGCAGCGAGGAGCUAUGUCGGCGCCAGCCGGGAUCCCCCCGCGCCCUGCCGCAGUCCCUGGAGGGGCCAGAGCGCCCGUCGCCGCGGCCAGGCCGCCGCCCUGUCAGAACGGUCCAGUGCAAAAUCAGAUGCAAUUCCCUUUUGGAUAUGGCUUACAUCUUGAAAACUAUAGUGCUUCCUCCAGACGCUACCCACCAGUGCCCCAUGAAGCUGUCCCCUCGCAGUUGAAUAACCAGUAUGUUGCUGAUUACCACUCUGCUUGCUAUUCAAUACCAGUGCAAAGUGUCAUGACAACUUCUGUGGGUCCCAGCAUGUUGAACACACAGCAGUUGUACAGUGGGGCUCCUCAUCCUGUGGAGUCAGCUGGAGGACUUACCCAAGGAGCAAUAUCAUCUGCAUCCCAUUUACAUACAAGUGUUCCACAGUCGUAUUCUGCAUUGAGUAGUCACUACAGUUCUUCAACCAGCUCUUCAGUUGCGUCUCAGGGAUUUCCCCUUUCUUCUGGUCAUUAUGCCAUGCCUACCGUCUCUCGUGCUGUGUAUCCUAACCUUUCCUAUCCUUCCAUGUCUGUUGGUAGUCCAUAUGGGCAGGUAUUUACUUCCCAGAGCCUUCCAGCUGUUGGACAGUUUGAAGAGACUAAUACAUUUCCUGAUCAAAGUUCAACUGUACCUCGUACACUGCAACAGCAAGUUCCUUUGGGAUAUAAUUCUACAUCAUGGUCCACUUCAGAUUUUCAGUCAGCUCAAGACAACUUCAGCAGGAAUAACACUGGAUCCCUGGCUAAAGCAAGCAACCAAAUAAAUACAGUUGGUAUUGUAGAUUCAUCGCAUCCUGUAAGCCAGAAUGUUCAGUUUACCAAGCCUGGUGUGGAAACAUCUGUUGUUUCUUCUGCUGUGACCUCUUCAAUAAGAACACCUGUUGGAGACCACUUAACUGAACCUGCUUCUGUGCCUUCCAAUACACAGCCAUCGGAAUCACUGCUUCAAGAAGGCAUGCAGUAUGGUGGAUAUGUUAAUAAUCAAGCUAGCUCUGCACCAGCUCCCUUGUCAUCAAGUUCAGAUGAUGAGGAAGAGGAUGAGGAGGAUGAGGAAGCAGCUAUUGACAGCUCCUCCACUACUAGCAGUGCCUCUCCUGUUAUCAACAAUUAUGAUGCCCUUGAAGGAGGUGGCUAUCCAGAAACAAAUUCUGCGGCAAGUAGUCCAGCUCCUACUCCUCAGACAUCAAGGACUCCUAAGCCCUUUGGUUACGGAUACCCAACUCUUCAACCUGGAUACCAGAAUGCAACACCAUCUACUUCUGCUAUGCAGCCCAGUAAUCCAGGGCACCAUUCUGAGUUUCAGCAAUAUCCUCAACAGUAUCCUGGUGUGAACCAAUUAUCAUCCACCUUAGGAGGAUUAAGUCUACAGCACUCUCAGCAGCCAGAAAGCUUGAGACCAGUAAACCUUACACAAGAUAGGAAUAUUCUUCCUGUUUCUCCAGUUCUAGCUCCUGUGCCUAAUUUGAAUUCAGACCUUAGAAAAUUAAAUUGCAGUCCAGAUUCAUUUCGAUGUACACUGACAAAUAUUCCACAGACUCAGGCUUUGCUAAACAAAGCUAAACUUCCCUUGGGAUUGCUGCUGCAUCCGUUCAGAGACCUAACGCAAUUACCUGUAAUAACAUCAAGCACCAUUGUGAGGUGCAGAUCCUGCAGGACAUAUAUCAACCCUUUUGUUUCCUUCAUUGACCAAAGGAGGUGGAAAUGCAACUUAUGCUAUCGAGUUAAUGAUGUUCCUGAAGAAUUUAUGUAUAACCCAUUGACACGAUCCUAUGGGGAGCCUCAUAAACGGCCAGAGGUCCAAAAUUCUACAGUGGAGUUCAUUGCUUCUUCAGACUACAUGCUUCGUCCUCCUCAGCCUGCAGUGUACUUGUUUGUUUUAGAUGUUUCUCAUAAUGCAGUGGAAGCUGGAUACUUAACAAUUGUAUGUCAGUCAUUGCUGGAAAACCUAGACAAGCUGCCUGGAGAUUCGAGAACAAGAAUAGGAUUCAUAACAUUUGACAGCACUGUUCAGUUCUACAACUUGCAGGAAGGUUUAUCACAGCCUCAAAUGCUGAUUGUCUCAGAUAUUGAUGAUGUUUUCUUACCUACACCUGACAGCUUACUUGUAAAUCUUCAUGAAAGCAAAGAGCUGAUAAAAGAUUUAUUGAAUGCACUACCAACUAUGUUCAUCAAUACAAGAGAAACACACAGCGCAUUGGGUCCUGCACUUCAGGCUGCCUUUAAAUUGAUGUCUCCAACAGGUGGCCGCAUAUCUGUGUUUCAGUCACAGUUACCAUCCUUGGGUGCAGGGCUCUUGCAUUCCAGAGAAGAUCCCAAUCAAAGAUCAAGCACAAAGGUUGUACAGCAUCUUGGCCCAGCGACAGAUUUUUACAAAAAGUUGGCACUGGACUGUUCAGGACAGCAAACGGCUGUGGAUUUGUUCCUCUUAAGUUCUCAGUAUUCUGACCUGGCUUCUCUAGCUUGUAUGUCCAAGUAUUCUGCUGGAUGCAUCUAUUAUUAUCCAUCUUUCCAUCAUAGCCACAAUCCUGCUCAAGCAGAAAAACUGCAAAAAGACCUUAAAAGAUACCUUACAAGGAAGAUUGGAUUUGAGGCAGUCAUGAGAAUAAGAUGUACAAAAGGUCUUUCAAUACAUACUUUCCAUGGAAAUUUUUUUGUGCGAUCUACUGACUUGCUGUCACUUGCCAAUGUCAAUCCUGAUGCUGGAUUUGCAGUACAGAUGUCCAUUGAGGAAAGUCUAACAGAUACAUCUCUGGUGUGUUUUCAGACUGCUCUUUUGUAUACUUCCAGCAAAGGUGAACGGAGAAUUCGAGUGCACACACUUUGCUUGCCCGUCGUCACUUCACUGGCUGAUGUGUAUGCAGGAGCAGAUGUACAAGCAGCUGUCUGCCUCUUAGCAAACAUGGCUGUGGAUCGGUCAGUUUCAUCAAGUCUUUCAGAUGCAAGAGAUGCCUUAGUGAAUGCUGUGGUAGAUUCACUGUCAGCAUAUAUCUCAACUGCCUCAAACCUGCAGCAAUCCUCACUGAUAGCACCAAAUUCCCUCAGACUGUUUCCUUUAUAUGUUUUGGCUCUUCUCAAACAGAAAGCAUUUAGAACUGGCACUAGCACACGCUUGGAUGAUCGUAUAUAUGCCAUGUGCCAGAUAAAGAGUCAGCCUCUUGUUCAUCUGAUGAAAAUGAUACAUCCCAGCUUGUACAGGAUAGAUAGAUUGACCAAUGAGGGUGCAAUACAUGUUAAUGACAGGGUUGUUCCUCAACCUCCUCUUCAGAAGUUGUCUGCAGAGAAGCUGACAAGAGAGGGAGCUUUUCUUAUGGAUUGUGGAUCAAUAUUUUACAUUUGGAUUGGGAAAAGCUGUGAUAAUAGCUUCAUAAAAGAUGUGCUCGGAUACCCUAACUAUGCAUCUGUACCACAGAAACUGACACAACUUCCAGAGUUAGAUACACUUUCUUCAGAGAGAGCCCGAUCUUUUAUAUCCUGGCUUAGAGACAGUAGACCUUUAAAUCCAGUUCUUCAAGUGAUAAAAGAUGAGAGUCCUGCCAAAACAGAUUUUUUCCAGCACUUAGUUGAAGACCGGACAGAGGCAGCAUUCUCUUAUUAUGAAUUCUUACUUCAUAUUCAACAGCAGAUUUGUAAGUGAAAGUGGAAGAAAGAAGAAGAAAAUUCCCAACUUUGAAUACAAACGUUAGCUGUGAGAGACGCACAUGGCAACAGGCAUUUGCUCUUCACAAUAAACAGUGUAAAGCACCGUAUCAGAAGCUUUGCAGCUAAAGGAAAAAUAUACACGUACGGAGGAAUUUAACGGAUUUGCUUCAGCCUGAAAAUGAUAGGAGUAAUGAUGCUCUUUCACUAGUACAUUUUUAACUGGUUUAUACACGUUUCCGGUAGUGCAGCAGUAUGGUGCUCUGUUUAUUGCAAGCUGUUGAAUUUAUGUAGCUAUGUGGGAUGAUAUUUCUUAAUGAUAUGUAAAAUUAGAUAAAACCUUUUUUCUUACAUUUAUUAUGAUAACCUUUCUGGAGUCAGACUCUUGCAGAGGUGCCAAGGGCAGUACUAUAUGGUGUUUGUUUAUAUUACUUUUUAAAAGGAAUGAUUCAUAUUCACUAAAAGACUUCAACAUUUUCCCUGUGAGGACUAUAGAGUUUCAAUACAGUACAUGAAUUGUAGAAAUAAAAUAUAUAAUGUACAUAAGUGUUACAUUUGUAAAGAAAAUGUAAAAAUGUAACUACACAAUGAAUUGCGCAGUGUGCAGCAGUGUUGCAUAUUCAAUAAUAGAUCAUUUUGCCCAGUUAAAAUGAGGUUGACUGAUAGAUAAUACAUAUUAAGAAAUCUGAAUCACAUAGGAAAAACCCAACUUUGUAAUCCUGUUAAUUCUUUUACAUGGAUUUAUUUAUGAUCAGCUUACUAAUUAAAAAUAUUUUGCUUGAUCAAGUGUUUUUAUAUUUAUGCAACUGAUAAUCAUUUAGAAACUGAACUCUAAUGCUGAAUCUAAAAUUCACUUUUGAAGAGAAUAUGUUUCCCACUUUAUUUCACGGAUUUCUAGAAGGGGAGGAGAGAAUAUUUCAUAGUUUGAAAUGAGCAAAUGUAUCAAUAAGGGUUAGUUUGGAGUCCUUUCACAUAUUUGGCUUGUGAAAAAGUAUAACGUCCUAAUAUUUUGUAAUCUGCAGCAAUCCUAGCCCAGGUUUCUUUAACUCAGUUUUGUGGUACUCAAAAUAAGCAUGAUUAAUCAUUGAAUGGGAUCCUGUGACAGGGUUUCUGCAUGAUGAAAAAUAAGGGACAUAAAAAUGAUUUAUUAGAAGAGAGGAAGGGAAAGUAAUAUUUUAUUUGAAAAGUUGGUAAAUGUCAAAGAAGCUUAUUUCAAAAUGUAAUCACCUU
Molecule: messenger RNA, 4928 nt
Organism: Terrapene triunguis (Three-toed box turtle)
Lineage: Eukaryota; Metazoa; Chordata; Testudines; Emydidae
Gene: SEC24B
Product: SEC24 homolog B, COPII coat complex component
Exons: 24
Coding region: 40-3696 (1218 amino acids)
Biological process (GO): intracellular protein transport; endoplasmic reticulum to Golgi vesicle-mediated transport; COPII-coated vesicle cargo loading
Cellular component (GO): endoplasmic reticulum exit site; COPII vesicle coat
Molecular function (GO): SNARE binding; zinc ion binding
Source: RefSeq, a predicted model, not a curated record